AUGGGACCCAGUUCCUCCUCUCUACGUCCAAAUGCAUUCCGUGGUUUGCUGGAUUCAUCACUGAAUGUCUGGCCAUUAUCAUCCUCAAUAUUAUCAAAAUUAUUUUUGUGAAGCAGCGUUAGCUACAGAGCAAGAGUACAUACUUGAUCAUUCAUCCAUCGAUAGUUGAUCUCUUGGUCGGGGCUGUCUCAGGACCUUUGAGUAUAGCCCUGAUGGGAAACCUCUGUAAUCUAUGGAAUAAUGAUCGCAUGAUAGCAUCA
Messenger RNA from Pocillopora meandrina, 260 nucleotides. The record is from the annotation of a GenBank genome assembly. NCBI's taxonomy places the organism in Eukaryota, Metazoa, Cnidaria, Anthozoa, Scleractinia, Pocilloporidae.